GAUGUUGACAAUGAGAAAUUUUCAAAUGGAAGAACCUUCGAGUUCAGAUCAAAAUAUUCAUUCCAGUAUUGUGUGUAAUGACGUUAAAUGUGAUAAUGGAGGUAAGAAAGUGAUUGAUGAUUUAAUGGCAACAGAUAGAGGUUUACCAGGUAUUCAAGGUACUAAAGGCGCACCAGGUGGUCCUGGUCCUACAGGCCCAAAAGGCAAUACUGAUGACCAAGGUUCAUCAGGUAUACCUAGCACUGAGUUCCAAAGGACCAGAGUUCCUAAAUACUUGUGUAAAAAACUUAUCAAUUGCAGAAAUGGAGGUACAUGCUCAAGUAUUGGAUAUUCAUGGUCUUGUUCAUGUAAAACUGAUUUAAGUGGGCUACAAUGUGAAACAAACAAUCAACAUAUGAAAUAUGGUCUAAUGAAUUUUGGUUCAAUCAAUUCUUUGGAAAUUUAG
This is a messenger RNA of Dimorphilus gyrociliatus, 445 nucleotides long. The record is from the annotation of a GenBank genome assembly. Lineage: Eukaryota; Metazoa; Annelida; Polychaeta; Dinophilidae.